GCCACUAAUCAACGAGGAGCAUUCGUUUGAAGCUCCCAUGCGUGUAUGUGAUUGGUGUAUAUCAUAAUGCUGAACAUGCUGAGGCUUGCCAUUGGUAUUUUAUCUUUGAUCAUAUUACACGGGGUUUGUGAUGCCUGGAGGAGUAAUAGAACUAGCAGGGGUGACCAAGGGCGCCUUAUACAUUAUCUUCUUGACACUGGAUAUGACGUCAGAGUAAUGCCCUUUGUUGAAGAUGGUGGACCCGUUCUCUUCAACCUGUCUCUAUCUCUCGUCGCGAUAUCAGAUCUUGACGCUAAAACCCAGCUACUUCAUGGAUCAUCAUGGCUCAUCGUGGAUUGGCACGAUGAUAGGCUUAUCUGGGAUCCUGAGUUAUAUGGCGGGAUUGAAAGUGUAAUUGUCAACAUCGAUCAAACAUGGUCACCAAAAUUAUACCUACAAAAUGCGGUGCAAGACAAACCAGAGAAUCCUAUAAAGGAUGAAGUCAGUCAAACUUUCAUCACAUACGAUGGAUGGUUACAUCUCGAAUCACCUUUAAUACAUCACACAUCAUGUGAUCUAAAACUUGACAACUUUCCCCUAGAUGAACAGGAAUGCUGGUUGCGAUUUACAUUGCAAAACACACCAAGUUAUCUCGUGAGACUUCAUUCAGCCCAGCUUCAUAUUCCGCAACAAAAUAUCAGCUCUGAGUGGAAUAUCAUGCCUCCUCAUCCUGCUACAAAAACUGAGUACAUUCCUCUCGGCUUGGUCGAUGGGAUAAACAUCACUAAUGAGGUGAUGCAUAUCGGUUUCAAAUUCAAAAGACUGCCCAGAUUUUACAUCCAGAAUGUGAUGUUACCAGUGACAUUCCUCAGCUGGUUAUCGAUUGUUGUUUUCAUCAUUCCCGCCAAAAGUGGAGAGCGUCUUUCGGCGUCCAUCUCUCUUGUUCUGGGUGUGACUGUCUUUCAGAUUGUUGUUACAGACAGCCUACCAAAAAGCUCUCGUGGUGGUGUUGCGAUGUUGUCAGUAUACGUACAGCAAUGUUUCAUCAUGAGUAUCGUGGUCACCAUAAUGUCCGCCAUCGUCAUCAAAAUGAGUCACCAGGAAGGCAAGAUCAAGAAUAAGAUCAUCAUGACUGUUUUCUUCGACCGCCUUGGACCGUGGUGCUUUGUUAAUGGUCGUGGGUGUUGCCGGAAGAAGGCCAAGGGUUCGAAUCCCACCGAGAGGUGCGCUGGUGGAGUUCCGCCGAUGGAUGCAUGUGUCGCAGGAGAGAUCCUGUCAUCUGGUGGUCAAGCUUUACAUCCUCGUGGUCAAGCUUGGGUC
Messenger RNA from Lytechinus variegatus (green sea urchin), 1299 nucleotides. Its product is annotated as acetylcholine receptor subunit delta-like. NCBI's taxonomy places the organism in Eukaryota, Metazoa, Echinodermata, Echinoidea, Temnopleuroida, Toxopneustidae. Gene Ontology annotation, biological process: nervous system process; chemical synaptic transmission; monoatomic ion transmembrane transport. The transcript has 8 exons. Gene Ontology annotation, molecular function: extracellular ligand-gated monoatomic ion channel activity; transmembrane signaling receptor activity; neurotransmitter receptor activity. The record is from RefSeq and is a predicted model, not a curated record. The annotation marks the transcript as partial. Gene Ontology annotation, cellular component: membrane; neuron projection; synapse.